This is a messenger RNA of Chilo suppressalis (striped riceborer), 2810 nucleotides long. Lineage: Eukaryota; Metazoa; Arthropoda; Insecta; Lepidoptera; Crambidae. The record is from the annotation of a GenBank genome assembly.
AUCUGUCAGUGCUCAGCUGAUACCUGAGAAAGAUAUGGGUUGAUUUGAUUCAGUGAAAAAAUACUUGAAUGGGAUGAAAGAUGGUCCAGCUAUUGUAUAUCGUUGCCAGUUUACAUAUAUUACUAUGCCCAUUUACGAAAGUGGAAGAAAGUUUCAACAUACAGGCUUUCCAUGACAUCUUGUAUCAUAGACAUAACCUCUCACUGUACGAUCACAAUGAAUUCCCAGGUGUGGUACCUCGUACGUUUAUAGGACCUUUAGCAAUUACUAUAUUAUCAGCACCUAUUGUUGGCGUAUUACAUAUCUUUGGUAUUAACAAGUUUUGGAUGCAAUAUGUUGUUCGUCUUACUCUGGCACUUACAGUCAUUGUAUCAUGGAGUCGCUUGAGAAACGCCUUACAAAAACACUUUGGAAAUACAUUUUCAUGGUGGUUCACAAUAAUUACUGUUACACAAUAUCAUUUUAUGUUUUAUAUGAGCCGGCCAUUGCCCAAUAUCAUGGUAAUGCCUCUGGUGCUAUUAGCAUUAGAAGGAUGGUUUACCGGCAAACAUAAACAAUUCGUUAUAUGUGCUGGUGCUGCUAUAGUAAUAUUUAGAUCUGAACUUGCAAUGCUAUUUGGACUUUUUCUUAUUAUGGAUCUCUAUUUCAAGAAAAUUGAUCUGAAACUGUUAUUCAAAAUAGUCAUACCUACUGGUAUUGGGCUGGUGGCUCUAACUGUACUAGUGGACUCAAUAUUCUGGCAGAGGCUUUUAUGGCCAGAGGCUGAGGUGUUUUGGUACAACACUGUAUUGAACAAAAGUUCCGAUUGGGGUACUUCCCCAUUUCUCUGGUAUUUUUAUUCAGCUUUGCCACGCGGACUAGGCCCCAGCCUCGUCUUGAUUCCAGUGGGAGUGUAUUUGGACAAACGUCUCGUGCCACUGGUGACACCUGCACUUGUAUAUAUAUUCCUGUACUCUUUUCUACCUCAUAAAGAACUGAGGUUCAUUAUUUACGUAUUCCCAUUGCUCAAUAUCGCGUCAGCCGCAGCAUGCUCGUAUGUAUAUAUAAGACGAACCAAAGCACCCAUUUAUGAACUUCUCUUUUGGGGAAUAGUAAUUAUCAUUAUAGGUAAUGUAGUCAUGUCUUUAUCACUGAUGAUGGUUGCUAUGACAAAUUAUCCAGGUGGAGUUGCAAUGUCAAAAUUCCAUAAAUUGUUAAAAGAUGAACCUUUCGUAUAUGUGCAUAUCAGCAACCUUGCAGCCCAAACAGGAGUAACCAGAUUCACACAAUUAAAUGAUAAUUGGGUCUAUAGCAAAAAUGAAUCACUGCAACCCGAGCAGCUGAAAGAAUAUACACAUUUACUUAUAGAAGCGAAAAGUAAAUAUUCUUCUAAUAUUAAAGCUUUUGCUCAUACACACGUAAUAUUAGAUAGCAUUGAAACAUUUUCACAAGUGGCUGUUAAUUACAAACUAAUGCCACCUAUUAGGAUAAAGACAAAACCAGCUAUUUUCAUUUUGGAGAGAAAAGAUUUUAGAGAACAUCCACUGAGGGAAACAAUUGAUACUAAUUUAUUAAGCGAUGGUGGAUCUAAUCAAGCUUCAAAUGAAGAAUCUUUAGUUAAUGUGAUAAAUUACGAGACUUCCAGUGAAGUACUAGAUGAGGCACCAGAUGAAAUUCUUCCGGAAAGUGAAGAAAAAGUUCUUGGUACUCUGACAAAUGAGAACACUUUUAAUCAACAUGAUAAUUUGAUAGUUGAAGACAGUACCUAUGUAGAUCAAGAAGAGAAUGAAAAUAUUGAAUUGGAAGAAAAGCCUAUGGUUGACAAAGCUAAAAUAGCUUUUGAUGAAUUCAAGACUUUAAGGCAAGAAAGGAAAAGAAAAGCUAUAGCUAAAAUAAAAUCUGAAACUCGUAAGGAAGUAGUAGCUUCAGCAAAAGAAAAAUUAAAAGAGAUAAUGAAACGCCAUAAACAUGUUGCUGAGGAACUUUCAAAGACAAUAGAAACCACAGUCAACAUCGAAGAAGAGAUUGAUGGUCGAGGUGAUAUACCUGAAAUAAAUAUGGUAGAAGAAGAAGUAGAAAUACCACCGACUCAAGAUGUCAAUGAAACAAUUGUAUUGCAAAAUUCGUCAGAAACUUUUGAGACCAUCGUUUUAAGAGAUGAUUUACUUAAUCAUACCAAUGAUAACAUUGACGCUAUUGUAGAAGAAGUAAUAGUCAGAUUGAUAGACAGAAAAAUAUAUGAUGAUAAAACUAAACCUGAAGACAUAAAAGCUGAAGAUAGACAAAUUAUUCAAAAAAUCGUAGAAGAAGUUCUUUCAGAGAGAAUGAAUUAUUCUCAUACGGAUUCAUAAGUGUGUAAUAUAAAUAAGUAUAUUUGUUGUACUCUUUUUGUAAAUUUAUGUCGAUGGUUGAAAGACUAAUUGAAGUAAGCGACACUUUUAUGGCAUAAGCAGUUUCGAUAUUUUUUUAAGGGAAAAAAUACAAGAAAGCUUCUUACAUUGAUUUUUUGUAUAUAGACAAUUCCGCAAAUGAUAUCAGUUAGGUCAGUGAGCCUUUCAAUUGUCGGUUUGAUCUCUUGACUUAAUGAAUUUUGUACAAAAUUGUGUAUUUAAUAUUUAAAAAUAAGUUAAAAAGUGCCAACGCUCAUGAAGUACUACCGUGCCUUUGUAAUAUAUUGUUAAUAUAUAUCUUACCGUUAUUUCACUAUGAAUGGCAGCAAUAUCAUAAUAACGUAUCAUUAAUUUUAUACUGUCUAGUCGGAAUUUCAGUGUUAUUUAAUUUUAAAUAAUCUACGCAUUUCAUAGUAAAUAAACACCAUAUUGAUAUCCAAA